AUGGGUAACUAUCGGAAUUAUAACUUUGCUUACACCUAUCCACGACAAGAUUCCAGCAGGCAGCUCUAUGGAAAUUGGGGGUACAACUACAAUUCCGAUUCACAAUGGAAAUACAGACGACCAGAGAAUCCAAUUUAUCGACAAUCGAACGCUUUCUACGAUCGACAGCAUUGGGCAGGGAAAAACCGUUUCGGGAGCAAAAUCAAGCACUUAACUAAUGCUGAUUUGAAAGGAUAUGGUGCUACUUUAGAGAAGCAUGAUCCAGCGAUCAAUCCGGAAAUCUUGAUGGAAAAAUCACGAAUCACCACUAAAAUACCGUUCAAAACACAUUCAAACGCUGAAGGAAAGCAUGCUGUAAAGAGCGAUGAAUUCGUUAGCGGAACCUCGGAGAUACGGGAGAAUAAAAAGAUGAAAGCAAAGGCUCGAUUUGGAGACUAUGAGGAUACGGUAGCGAAAAGUGACACCCAAAAAAAGAUGCAAUAUAAUCCAAAGAAGAAAGAAAAACAGCGAACAUUUGGAGACUAUGAAGACACAAUUUCAGAAAUGGAUUUAAAGAAAAAGGGAAAGCCUAGUCACAAAGAAGCACAAAGUAAAGAUUCGAAGCUCGAGUUUGGGGACUAUGAGGAGAAUGUAUCAAGAAUUGAUCUUCAGAAAGCUCACAAGUACUCUGGGCGAAAAGGAGGAUCAAGUGAAUCACGACAACGAGAGCAAAAACCUCUAGAUUUGAAUGAAAAGAAGCAAAACUUGGAACUGAUUUCGGAGUUCGUUCCGAUUGGGCAUGAUACAAGUGCCAAGCAACGCUUGCGGACUGGAGUUCAUAAGAAAAAAUUCCGUGGUUGGACAAUUCAAUGGGAUCGAAUUAGA
Mesorhabditis belari is the source of this 864-nucleotide messenger RNA. The record is from the annotation of a GenBank genome assembly. Lineage: Eukaryota; Metazoa; Nematoda; Chromadorea; Rhabditida; Rhabditidae.